This is a messenger RNA of Penicillium mononematosum, 531 nucleotides long. Its product is annotated as CheY-like superfamily. Lineage: Eukaryota; Fungi; Ascomycota; Eurotiomycetes; Eurotiales; Aspergillaceae. The transcript is spliced from 2 exons. The record is from RefSeq and is a predicted model, not a curated record. The coding region runs from base 1 to 531 and encodes 176 amino acids.
AUGACAAAGAUGAAGUGGAAUAUCUCUCUGGCUGCCUCCAUCGAGAAGGCUCAUGGUCAAGUCAUUGCCAUUGAGGAAGAACUCCUCAGACGAACUAUGGAUGAAAGCGAUCAACUUGUCUCCGAAAUGGCGGCUCAGAAUGGCUUUGACUUCUUCAUCGUGCUGAGCGGCAAUGUCCCAAUCAUACUCGACAGCCUCUCUGUCAAUAUCAUCCGCAUUGCCCAGCCAUUCGGACCACAGAAUAUUUACGAAGCCGUCGAAAAGAUCAUGAAGUGGCGCGAGGGCCAAAUACAACCCGUAUCCCCUGCGCCCGACGCUACUUUCUCACUCGUGUCUCCGCAGACACAAACAGAAAGCAGUCCAGACUACUCAGGCUCGGAUCUGUAUGAUAGAGGGAAGCCCGCGGAUUCAAACGAAGCAAUGAGCUCACCGGAAGGAUCAACAGCUCCACCCCGACCAUCCAGCAAGCAAGCACUGGCUCAUGUGCUCAUCGUGGACGAUAAUGAGAUUAAUGUCAAGCUACUGUCCUAG